AUGGCUACCGCCGCUGCACUUACACAAGGCAAGAAAGACUGGCUGGUGAUCCUACCAGAUCGUGAAGGUGCGUUAGACAAGAGAAUGGAACACUUUGACGAGCUACCUCCCAAGAUCGAGAGUGGCUUCAUGAAGGUUGGGGGUGCUUUGCUGGAGCAGCCUGAAAAGGAUGGUGAAAGCUUGAAGAUCGAAGGCAGCUUCAUGCUUGUGAGAGCUGACACCAAGGAAGAGGCUCUUGAUCAGUUGAAGGCCGACAUUUACACAACAUCGGGUGUCUGGGACAUGGAGCAGAUGAAGAUUUAUCCUGUAGGCUUGACAGAAACUCAACCCGUCCUGACUGAAGCUGACCUUUUGGUCCAGGUCAAGACCGCUUUCAUUAAGCCAUGA
Molecule: messenger RNA, 387 nt
Organism: Bacidia gigantensis
Lineage: Eukaryota; Fungi; Ascomycota; Lecanoromycetes; Lecanorales; Ramalinaceae
Exons: 2
Coding region: 1-387 (128 amino acids)
Source: RefSeq, a predicted model, not a curated record